AGCUCUUGGGUUACUUAAAAGAGUUCAUAUGAUUCCAGAGUCCUGAGUAGUGUAGGAUCUUGGAAAAUAAGAGUUGUCCUCUGUGAAGGUGAACUCACAUAAAUCCAGUCAGAGAGAAUUCUACCUGGUUAGGAGCCCGUUUUUGCAUUCUCUGUGUGGUUGAGAUCUUAGUGUGAACUGAGAAGCUUCAUAGGGCAGUUUAAGCUGUCAGAAAUACUGUCCCUACUCAUGCACAAAACUGUCUCCCAAAGAGUUGUUCAAGGUACUUUAUACCAAAAAAAACAAAAAGAUAAUGGAAAAUAGCACAACCUUACUGAAUUGGACAAAAGAGAGCAAAGAAAAAAUAAAAUAUGACUUUUCCUGUGAGCUCUACAGAAUGUCCACCUACUCGGCUUUCCCCGCUGGGGUUCCUGUCUCGGAAAGGAGCCUGGCUCGCGCUGGCUUUUAUUACACGGGUGUCAAUGACAAGGUCAAGUGCUUCUGCUGCGGCCUGAUGCUGGACAACUGGAAACAAGGGGACAGCCCUGUUGAAAAACACAGACAGCUGUACCCCAGCUGCAGCUUUGUUCAGACCCUGCUUCCAUCUGGUCUGCAGUGCCCGCCUAAGGUCACAGCCCCUGUGAGAAGCGGGUUUGUACGUUCCUUACCUCUGGAGCAAGGAGGAAGUUAUUCCAGCUCGUCCUCAAACCCUCUUCACUCCAGAGCAGUGGAAGACUGCCCGUCCAGGACGAGUCCCUGCAGCUAUGCCAUGACUACCGAAGAGGCCAGAUUUCUUACUUACAGUGCGUGGCCUUUAAGCUUUCUGUCACCAGCAGAGCUGGCCAGAGCCGGCUUCUAUUACAUAGGACCUGGAGACCGGGUGGCUUGCUUUGCCUGUGGUGGGAAGCUUAGUAACUGGGAACCGAAGGAUGACGCUAUGUCAGAGCACCGGAGACAUUUUCCCAACUGUCCAUUUCUGGAAAAUUCUUCAGAAACACAGAGGUUUAGUGUAUCAAAUCUGAGCAUGCAGACUCACACUGCUCGAAUGAGGACGUUUUUGUACUGGCCGUCUAGUGUUCCUGUCCAGCCUGAGCAGCUGGCAAGCGCUGGAUUCUACUAUAUGGAUCGCAACGAUGAUGUCAAAUGCUUUUGUUGUGAUGGUGGCUUGAGGUGUUGGGAAUCUGGAGAUGACCCCUGGGUAGAACAUGCCAAAUGGUUUCCAAGGUGUGAGUUCUUGAUACGGAUGAAAGGGCAGGAGUUUGUUGAUGAGAUUCAAGCUAGAUAUCCUCAUCUCCUUGAACAGCUGUUGUCCACUUCAGACACCCCAGGAGAAGAAAAUGACCCUCCAAUUGUGCAUUUUGGACCUGGCGAAAGUUCAGAAGAUGCGGUCAUGAUGAACACGCCUGUGGUUAAGGCAGCUCUGGAAAUGGGCUUCAGUAGGAGUCUGGUAAGAGAGACGGUUCAGCAGCAAAUUCUGGCCACCGGUGAGAACUACAGGACCGUCAGCGAUAUUGUCUCAGCGCUUGUUAGUGCUGAAGGCGAAAAAAGAGAAGAGAAGGACAGACAGACUGAAGAAACAGCAUCAGGUGACUUGCAAUUAAUUCGGAAGAAUAGAAUGGCCCUCUUUCAGCAGCUGACAUGUGUCCUUCCGAUCUUGGACAACCUUCUUGAGGCCAGUAUAAUUACUAAGCAGGAACAUGAUAUUAUCAGACAGAAAACACAGAUACCCUUACAAGCAAGAGAACUGAUUGACACCAUUUUAGUCAAAGGAAAUGCUGCAGCCAACAUCUUCAAAACCUGUCUGAAGGAAAUCGACUCCACAUUAUAUGAGAACUUAUUUGUGGAAAAGAAUAUGAAGUAUAUUCCAGCAGAAGAUGUCUCAGGCUUGUCAUUGGAAGAGCAGUUGCGGAGAUUGCAAGAAGAACGAACUUGCAAAGUGUGCAUGGACAGAGAGGUUUCUAUUGUGUUCAUUCCUUGUGGUCAUCUGGUAGUCUGUCAGGAAUGUGCCCCUUCCUUGAGAAAGUGCCCCAUCUGCAGGGGUACUAUCAAGGGGACUGUGCGUACAUUUCUCUCAUAAAUGAAGAGUGGUUCUAAAGUAUUGCUGGGUACCGGAAGCCGUCUGAACAAAGAGUGAAUUACCGAUUCAGCUAGUACACUCAUGUUUGCUCUUCUUCAGAAUUAAUAAUCUUGCUUCGUGAAAGGUAGUGUUGUAUAUGUAAUCUUAAUCUGUGUAGCUGCAAGGGAAGUUCCUCUGCUGAUAAGCUAUGGAAGGAGUGGGUGCUUCUGGGUUUCACUCAGGAGUUUCUGGGCUUGGAGUUUAUGAAAGCUUUAGAUUUGGGUGACGUGGAGCUCAGGAAUCCUGGAAACCAGUAGCCCUGGCCCUCAGCGGAUAGGGUGCCCCAUUCUUUUUGGUGUUUUUCCCUCUGGAAAAUAAGGAUUUUUCUGUUACUUGGUAAAUAAGAUUUCCCCCUAUUUGUGAGAAACAUACUAAUAAAGUGGUUUUAAAGGCUUGUAUCA
Microtus oregoni (creeping vole) is the source of this 2496-nucleotide messenger RNA. Its product is annotated as baculoviral IAP repeat-containing protein 2. Gene Ontology annotation, biological process: regulation of apoptotic process. The transcript has 8 exons. Lineage: Eukaryota; Metazoa; Chordata; Mammalia; Rodentia; Cricetidae. The record is from RefSeq and is a predicted model, not a curated record. The coding region runs from base 293 to 2056 and encodes 587 amino acids.